AUGGAGCGGGAAGGCCGCCUCCGCCUCCGGCGCGCGCCCGGGGCCCUGCUGCUGGGGCUGCUGGCGGCGGCGCUGCUGCUCCUCGCCCGGGACCUCCGCGGCGGCGGCUCCCGCGGGCAGAGCAGCGCCUGCCCGCCCGGCCACUUCCGCCUGGGAGCCCCGCAGCAGAACUGCUCGCCCUGGCUCGCCUGCCAGGCCCUCGCCCGGGAAGUGCGCCCGCUCAAGCGCGUGGGGGAAGGCGCCGUCAAGAGGGUCUUUCUUUCGGAGUGGAAGGAAAACAAAGUUGCUCUUUCGCAGCUAACAGUGCUGGAGCUAAAAGAUGACUUUCUUCAUGGCCUUCAGAUGCUGAAAUCUCUACAAAGUAAGCAUGUGGUCAAACUCCUUGGCUUUUGCGAAGAGGAUUUCCUGAUUCUAACUGAGUACCACCCCUUUGGCUCCUUGAAGAAUCUGAAUCAGAUACUGAACUUACCAAAGUACAAGGACUCCAAUACAUGGCAUCACAGGUUCAUGCUGGCUAUAGAUUAUGUGAGCAUCCUCUGUUACCUGCACAACAGUCCUCUGGGUACCUUUGUGAUGUGUGACUCCAGUGAUUUGGAUAAAGUACUUUCGCAGUAUUUGCUCACCAGUGACUUUCACAUUGUAGUGAAUGACUUGGAUGCCUUGCCUCUUGUGAACAGAAGCGCUGGAGAGCUGGUCAGGUGUGGCCACCAAGAGCUCCAGGGUGAGUUUGUGGCUCCUGAGCAGCGUUGGCCUCACGGACCAGAAGUGCCAUUUGAAGACAGCCUCAUGCCUCCAUAUGAUGAAAGGACAGACAUAUGGAAAAUCCCAGAUGUUACAAACUUCCUGUUGGGAGAUGCAGAAGGGAGUGAUCUGGUCAGGUUUCAUUUGUUUGAAAUCCACGUGGCCUGCAAGAAGAGCCCGGCUGAAAGACCAACUGCUGAGAAGGUUUUGGACUCGUACAGGAAAGUUCUAACGUCUCUCCUUCGAGGAACGGUCAUGCCAGGGACCAGGGACAUGUUAUAGGAAUCUUGCAGACAGCUAGAGUUGCCACAUGGUCUCACCUGCCUGCACUGAAAUGUAUACAGGGCUAUAACUAAGGGAGGGUGGAACACAUACUGUACUUAGUCACUCUCCUAAUCAAUAGAAGCAAAAACAAUUAAAUGAUUUCUUAAA
Messenger RNA from Heteronotia binoei (common prickly gecko), 1173 nucleotides. RefSeq names its product protein O-mannose kinase (gene POMK). Gene Ontology annotation, cellular component: endoplasmic reticulum membrane. The record is from RefSeq and is a predicted model, not a curated record. The transcript is spliced from 2 exons. Gene Ontology annotation, biological process: protein phosphorylation; carbohydrate phosphorylation; protein O-linked glycosylation. Lineage: Eukaryota; Metazoa; Chordata; Lepidosauria; Squamata; Gekkonidae. Bases 1 to 1023 code for a protein of 340 amino acids. Gene Ontology annotation, molecular function: carbohydrate kinase activity; ATP binding; protein kinase activity.